Messenger RNA from Hirsutella rhossiliensis, 2226 nucleotides. RefSeq names its product fes/CIP4, and EFC/F-BAR-like domain-containing protein. Gene Ontology annotation, molecular function: protein binding. Gene Ontology annotation, biological process: regulation of actin filament polymerization. The coding region runs from base 1 to 2226 and encodes 741 amino acids. NCBI's taxonomy places the organism in Eukaryota, Fungi, Ascomycota, Sordariomycetes, Hypocreales, Ophiocordycipitaceae. The transcript has 4 exons. The record is from RefSeq and is a predicted model, not a curated record.
AUGGCAGCGGUGGACGGCGCGCCGACCUUUGGCGCCGAGCUCAAGGACGGCUUCAGGCCCGCCAGCGCCUGGGUCAGCCACGGCAUCGCCUGGCUCGACGAGAUCCAGCAGUUCUACCGCGACCGCUCCGCCAUUGAGCGCGAGUACAGCGCCAAGCUCGGCGGCCUCGCCAAGCGCUACUUCGACAAGAAGAACAAGCGGUCCGCCCAGCUGAGCGUCGGCGAAUCCCCGACCAUGACGCCCGGCUCGCUCGAGAGCGCCUCCAUCACCACCUGGGCCACGCAGCUCACCACCCUCGAGGCCCGCGCCGCAGAGCACGACCGCUUCGCCGCAAACCUCGCCCAGCACGUCGCCGAGCCUCUUAAGCAGAUUGCCGCCCGCUUCGACGAGCUCCGCAAGCGCCACGUCGAGUACGCCGACAAGCUCGCCGUCGAGCGCGAUGCCUCGUACGCCGACCUGCGCAAGGUCAAGGCCAAGUACGACGCCGCCUGCCAGGACGUCGAGGCCAAGCGCAAAAAGUCCGAGUCCCACUACGACAAGGCAAAGGCCCAAAGUGCCUACCGCCAGCAGAUCCUCGACAUGAACAACGCCAAAAACACCUACCUCAUCGCCAUCAACGUCACCAACCGCCAGAAGGAAAAGUACUACCACGAAUACGUCCCCGAGCUCAUGGACAGCCUUCAGGACCUCAGCGAGUUCCGCACCAUCAAGCUCAACGCCCUGUGGGGCGUCGCUGUCCGCCUUGAGACCGACAUGCUGCAGCAGAGUCACGGCAUCGUCGGCCGCCUGGGCGCCGAGAUCACGAGGAACGAGCCGCACCUCGACUCGCUCAUGUACAUGCGCCACAACGUGGGUGCCUUCCAGGAGCCCCUCGACAAGGAGUUUGAGCCGAGCCCCGUCUGGCACGACGACGACGCCAUGGCCAUCGACGAGACGGCAAAGGUCUACCUGCGCAACGUCCUGACCAAGUCAAAGUCCCAGCUGGGCGAGCUCCGGAGAGAGGUGGACAAGAAGCGCAGAGAGGUCGAGAGCGUCAAGAAACUGAGGCUGCGCGUGCGCGACGGCACCGAGCAGAACAAGGACGAGGUCGAGGUUGUGCGCACCCUCUUCGCCAUGCAGGAGGACCUGCACAGCGUCGACCGCCGCCGCCUGACGGCCGAGAUCGAGACGUCGACCAUCACCUCCGUCGUUGGCGACGUCACCCUCGGCGCCAAGAACCACAACUUCAAGGGCCAGACGUUCAAGAUCCCCACAAACUGCGACCUCUGCGGCGAGCGCAUCUGGGGCCUGAGCGCAAAGGGCUUCGACUGCAGGGACUGCGGCUAUACGUGCCACAGCAAGUGCGAGAUGAAGGUGCCCGCCAACUGCCCUGGCGAGCAAAGCAAGGAGGAGCGCAAGAAGCUCAAGGCCGAGCGCCAGGAGGCCGCCAACACACUCCUUGCGCCCGAUGCCGGGCCCCCGGCGCACGUCGCCGAGCUGCCCGACCUGUCGCGCUCCAACACCAUGAAUUCUCUCAGCUCGCGCUCCGCUCGGCCCUCUCUGGCCGGGUCCGCCUCGGGCGCGCCACCCGCCGACGACAGUGGCGGUGCUGACGGGACGCCGAAGGCCGCCGCCCCGUCAGUCAAGGCCCUGGCUCCGGCCCCCGCGCGGAAGCGGGUAAUGGCGCCUCCGCCCGCGGCGUAUAUCAGCGAGCUGCCCGGGAGCGACGUCAACGGCGCCAGGGAGGAGGAGAAGAAGAAGGGCAAGAUGCUGUACUCGUUCGAGUCCAGCGGAGAGGGGGAGCUGUCUGUGCCGGGAGGCAGGGAGGUGGUCCAGCUUGGGCCCGACGACGGCUCCGGCUGGGUCAAGGUCCGCGCCGGGUACAAAGAAGGCCUCGUCCCCGCGACCUAUGUCGACUUCUCAUCCCCAACGCCCCCUCCCGUCACGGCCCCGCGCCCCUCGUCGACCUACUCCAACUCGACGACGUCGUCGACGGCCGGCGCACCCGCGUCCGCAUCCGCCGCCGCCAAGAAAAAGGGCCCCGCCGUCGCCCCCCGCCGCGGCGCCAAGAAGCUGCGCUACGUCGAGGCCCUGUACGAGUACGCCGCGCAGAGCGACGCCGAGCACUCCAUGGUCGAGGGCGAGCGCUUCGUGCUCGUCAAGGACGACCCGGGCGACGGCUGGGUCGAGGUGGAGAAGGCCGGCGUCACGGGCAGCGUGCCCGCGAGCUACGUCCAGGCCGCCUAG